AUGAUUCGACUAACAAAAAAAAUAAUACGAGUUCUAACAUUUGGUAAUCAUUCAUGUUUUGCAUUACUUUUUUAUUUAUGCUUAUUUGGUAUUUUUGCUGUAAUUCUAAGUGGAAAUUCAACCAGAGCAAAUCCAUUAGAUCAAAUAAAAUCAGAGAGAGAUAAUAAUUAUAAUUAUAAUUAUAAUAAUAAUAAUAAUAAUAAUAAUGGUUUCAAUAAUUAUGAUAAUAUUAAUGUAAAUUUAGUAGAAGAAAAAAAGAAACAACUUAUUUUAAUUGAAAAUGCAAAACAAAAUGGAGAAAAAGUAAAUGGGAAUCGAUCAAAGAUAAAUUAUAAAAAUAAUGUGACACAUAUUACUGAAGAAAAUAAUGUGGAGAAAAGUUUUAAUGAUAACGGUAGUAGUAAUGAAAUAAAUAAUAUACGUAAAAAUAAAUUAUUAGAAAGAGAAAAACAAGAAAUGCUUGAGUAUCCAAUGUUAUCACCAACAAAUACAUUUAUUCCAACAAAAAGAUAUAUUCAUUUAGAUUUAAAAGGUGGAGUAUAUAAAAUAGAUUUUUAUAAAAAACUUUUUGAAUUUCUUAAAAAGAUUGGUUCAAAUGGUUUAUUAUUAGAAUGGGAAGAUGUUUUUCCAUAUAAGGAUAAAUUAAGUGAUGCAGUUAGUGGUGAAGCAUAUAAUUUAGAUGAUGUUGAAAAAAUUAUAAAAAUGGCUAUUGAUGAUUAUGAUUUUGAUAUAAUACCAUUAGUUCAAACUUUUGGUCACCUUGAAUGGAUAUUAAAAUUAAAAAAAUAUUCACAUUUAAAAGAAUCAUCAAGACAUCCACAAACAUUAUGUAUUGGUAAAGAUGAAGCAUUUGAUAUUAUAAAAAGUAUGAUUGAUCAAGUAGGUGAAAUACAUAAUAAAUAUGGAAUGAGAUAUUUUCAUAUUGGUGCUGAUGAGGUAUAUCAAAUAGGAAUAUGUAGUGAAACAACAAAUAUUAUGAAUAAAAAUAAUUAUGAUGUUGAAAAAGUAAUGUUAUGGCAUAUUAAACGUGUUGCUGAAUAUGUUAAAUCUAAAUAUAAUGUAUCAGUACUUAUAUGGCAUGAUAUGUUAGUUCAAGUUCCUGAAGAAUAUUUGGUACAAUUUAAGUUAACUGAUUUAGUUGAACCAGUAUUAUGGAGUUAUGCAGAAAAUUUAGAUUAUUAUUUACCUUUUCAAACAUGGUUAUCAUUAAAACCAUUUAAAAAAGUAUGGGGAGCUAGUGCAUUUAAAGGUGCUGAUGGUCCACAACGUUACACAACAAAUGCAGAACAUUAUAUAAAAAAUCAUGAAAGUUGGAUAAAACAAAUGACAAAUGUUUAUAAACAUUUUGAUACAUUUCAAGGUUUAAUAUUUUGUGGAUGGAGUCGAUAUGAUCAUAUGGCAAUAUUAACUGAAUUAAUUCCUGUAUCAUUACCAUCAUUAGCUUAUAGUAUGGAAACAAUAAUAAAAGGUCAACCAUUAAAUAAUAAAUAUCCAAAAAGUAUAAGUAUUUUAGGAUGUAAUGCUCCAACAACAAUAAAUGAUUUUGUAUAUGGUUGUACAUUUCCAGGUUAUACUAUAUAUGAAACAAUAAAUGAUUUAGGAAAACUUGAAAAACGUUUAACAGAUUAUUUUCUUUUAGAUCAUGAAUAUGGUGGAUGGAUGAAUGAUUAUAAUAUGAAAUAUAAAAUUUCACAACCAAUGAGAGAAGAAAAAACACGUGAAAUUCUUGGACAAGAAGUUCAUUAUAUAUUAGACUUAUCAAAGAAAAUUCGUUUAGAGUUAGAAAAAAUAUACUCAACAGAGACAGCUGAUGAAUUUUUAUAUACACAUGCACGUCCUAUAUAUGAAAAACUAACAAAAGCAUUAAAAUUUGCUGAAGAAAUUCUUAAAACAGAGACCUUUCCAAAAAGGCCAUUUGUAGAAUACAAAGAGCUUUAA
Strongyloides ratti is the source of this 1938-nucleotide messenger RNA. Its product is annotated as Hexosaminidase D. The record is from RefSeq and is a predicted model, not a curated record. The transcript has a single exon. The coding region runs from base 1 to 1938 and encodes 645 amino acids. Gene Ontology annotation, molecular function: hexosaminidase activity. Gene Ontology annotation, biological process: carbohydrate metabolic process. Lineage: Eukaryota; Metazoa; Nematoda; Chromadorea; Rhabditida; Strongyloididae.